Oikopleura dioica is the source of this 936-nucleotide messenger RNA. NCBI's taxonomy places the organism in Eukaryota, Metazoa, Chordata, Appendicularia, Copelata, Oikopleuridae. The record is from the annotation of a GenBank genome assembly.
AUGAUGUCCUACCCUUACAGCUUCUCACAGGGUCUGCACCAGCCAUAUAUCCCGACUACAGGCGGCUACCAAGUGCACCCAAUGUACAGUUCCUCUUCGCAAUCGACGCAGAAUCAACUGCGACUUUCUGGCGCUAUCGACUCCGCUCAUGCACGAUCUAGCGCAGGUCUCACAGAAGAUCUACCAUCUUCCGUGAACGAGUUGCAGAGCGAUACAGCGACCAAUUCAACUGACGCCCCAUCGACGCUUCUCUCCAGCUCGGCCGAGGCAGGAAUCGACGCUCUUCCAACUCCGGGAGAAGUCCAGAGCCCAAGUGCGACCAGCGCCAGUUCCUCAGCCCCGAGACCGUCAGCUGGCAGCUCCUCUGGAGCCAUGCCCGGUGCAACGAGCAUGGACGAGUCAGAAACAAGCCCCAAGAACAGCGCAGAAAAUGGGUCCUCGCAAAACAACGGCGAAAACAGCACUCCAUCGGAAGAUGAAAGCGACCCGGUCAAGACCGAAAGCGGCGAAACUUCAUCUGAAUUCGACCCAACGCGAAACUGGCUCACUGCUCAAGGAAGAAAGAAACGAGUUCCUUACACGAAAUUCCAGCUUUUGGAGCUUGAAAAGGAAUUUCAUUUCAACCAGUACCUGAGCAGAGAAAGAAGACUCGAAGUCGCGAAAAAUGUUGGAUUAACUGAUCGCCAAGUCAAAAUCUGGUUCCAGAACAGACGAAUGAAAUGGAAGAAGGAAAGAAAAGAGGAGCGAAAUCGAACUAACGAUAUCAGCCAGCUAAUGCCUCCUGGAAUUCCCGGCCUCCCCCAUCUUAAUCCUCAAGUUCAACUGCCAUUCGACUUCAACCCUCACUACGCACACCACCCGGGACUGCACCAGCAUCCGCACUCCCUCUUCGCCCUGCCGCCGUCCCACUACUUUCAGCAGCAACACCCUCAGUAA